AUGGCCCUGCUGCUCAACCACUGGAUAUGUUUGGUUGUUUUGUUGCUCACCAUGUCCAUGAGCCAUGCCUUGAGAAGAAUUGCUCUGAAGAAGAUGCCAUCUAUCAGGGAGACACUGCAAGAGAUGGGAGUGUCUGCAGAGCAGGUGUUGACGGAGCUGGCCCAGAACAGCAAAGACAACUCGAACAAUGGCACUGUUCCCACACCUCUUACCAACUACUUAGACACACAGUACUUUGGAGAAAUCAGUAUUGGCUCUCCGGCCCAGAUGUUCAAUGUGGUAUUUGAUACAGGCUCGGCCAACUUGUGGGUACCCUCACAAAGCUGCUCUCCAUUUUCCACCGCCUGCUAUACUCACAACAGGUAUGACGCUUCGAAAUCCCGGACUUACGUUGAGAAUGGAACCGGAUUUUCUAUUCAGUACGCUUCAGGAAAUGUCCGGGGGUUCCUGAGUGAGGAUGUGGUCGUGGUCGGAGGCAUUCCUGUGGUCCAAGUGUUCGCUGAGGCCACCUCUCUUUCCGCCAUGCCCUUCAUCUUUGCCAAGUUCGACGGCGUCCUGGGGAUGGGUUACCCCAACGUGGCCAUCGACGGCAUCACGCCAGUGUUUGACCGCAUCAUGUCCCAACAUGUGCUCAAGGAGGAGGUGUUUUCGAUCUACUACAGUCGCGAUCCAAAACACUCCCCAGGCGGAGAGCUGGUCCUGGGCGGCACAGACCCCAGCUACUACACCGGAGCCUUUAAUUAUGUGGACACCAGUGAAAUGGGCAAAUGGGAAGUGACCAUGAAAGGAGUGUCCGUGGGGACGGAGAUGAUGUUCUGCGCUGAGGGCUGCACAGCUGUUAUUGACACGGGUUCCUCCUACAUCACAGGUCCCGCCUCCUCGGUGUCCAUGCUGAUGAAAACCAUCGGAGCACAGCUGGAUGAAAGCGGAUACAAAGUUGACUGCGAUGCUGUGAAGAUGUUGCCCAGCAUCAUUUUCCACCUGGGUGGUCAGGAGUACACACUCACACAGGAGGAUUAUAUCCUAUGGCAAUCGCAGAUUGAAGGCGACGUCUGCAUCGUCACCUUCCGGGGCUUGGACGUGCCGCCCCCUGCUGGUCCCAUCUGGAUUCUGGGCGCUAACUUCAUCGCCCGUUACUACACAGAGUUUGACCGUCGCAAUAACCGGAUAGGGUUCGCUACAGCAGUCUGACAGAGAGUGAAGCGUCAGCUCUGCUGCUCUCUUUUUGCCCUUCACUACUUUCGCUGCUACUGCCUGAU
Messenger RNA from Salarias fasciatus (jewelled blenny), 1259 nucleotides. RefSeq names its product renin (gene ren). Gene Ontology annotation, biological process: angiotensin maturation. The record is from RefSeq and is a predicted model, not a curated record. Bases 1 to 1191 code for a protein of 396 amino acids. Gene Ontology annotation, molecular function: aspartic-type endopeptidase activity. NCBI's taxonomy places the organism in Eukaryota, Metazoa, Chordata, Actinopteri, Blenniiformes, Blenniidae. The transcript has 9 exons.